Messenger RNA from Pelodiscus sinensis (Chinese soft-shelled turtle), 3406 nucleotides. It is a transcript of the gene PDZRN3, whose product is annotated as PDZ domain containing ring finger 3. Gene Ontology annotation, cellular component: neuromuscular junction. Gene Ontology annotation, molecular function: ubiquitin protein ligase activity; protein binding. Lineage: Eukaryota; Metazoa; Chordata; Testudines; Trionychidae. The record is from RefSeq and is a predicted model, not a curated record. Gene Ontology annotation, biological process: protein ubiquitination; neuromuscular junction development.
AGUAGAGGGAGUGUUGUGUACUGUGAGUGAAGAAGGGAAAGCACUAAAGAAAACAGGCUUAGUUGCUUUCCAACAUUCAGUGUAAUGCCAACCUGAAUUGUUUCAGUCCAGCUGACUCACCUAGGAUAUCUGUGUAUAUGUUAACAAAUAUUUCUGUGGCUGUGCUGGUGCAUAAAGAAGACUUUCUCUGACACUUAAUUAAAUAUGGGAUGCAGUUUGUGUACUCUACAGAAGCAAGAAGAGCAGUACAAAUUAUUGUAUGAAGUUUGUCAGGUAAAUGGGAAAGAUUUAUCUAAAGCAACACAUGACCAGGCAGUUGAAGCAUUCAAAACAGCCAAAGAGCCCAUCGUGGUGCAGGUCCUGAGGAGAACCCCACGCACUAAGAUCUUCAGCCCUUCUCAUGAGUCUUAUCUGGUAGAUACGGGCACCCAGACCGAUAUAACCUUUGAACAUAUCAUGGCUCUGACCAAGAUGGGAUCCCCUCCUCCAGCAGUCUCAGUACUAGAUCCAUACCUCUUACCUGAGGAUCAUUCAUCGGUGCAUGAAUACUAUGAUCCAAAUGACUACAUGGGAGGCAUUCAUCAAGAAAUGGACAGAGAUGAGUUAGAAUUAGAGGAAGUGGACUUGCAUAGAGUGAACAGCCAGGACAAGCUCGGCCUUACUGUGUGUUAUCGAACUGAUGAUGAAGAUGACAUUGGUAUUUAUGUUAGUGAGAUUGAUCCCAACAGCAUUGCUGCGAAAGAUGGUCGCCUACGAGAGGGAGAUCGCAUUAUUCAAAUUAAUGGCAUUGAGGUGCAGAACCGAGAAGAAGCUGUGGCACUUCUAACCAGCGAAGAGAGCAAAAAUGUCUCCUUACUUGUAGCAAGACCAGAAAUUCAGCUGGAUGAAGGAUGGAUGGACGAUGACAGAAAUGAUUUUCUGGAUGACUUACACAUGGACAUGCUGGAGGAACAGCACCACCAGGCCAUGCAGUUUACUGCCAGCAUCCUACAGCAGAAGAAGCAUGAAGAAGAUGGCGGCACCACAGACACGGCCACUAUUUUAUCUAAUCAGCAUGAGAAGGACAGCGGUGUGGGACGCACAGAUGAGAGCACGCGAAAUGACGAAAGCUCUGAGCAGGAGAAUAAUGCCGACGAUCACACCACUUCCUCUAACACCCUGGGGAGCCAGAAGCAGCUGGCGUACAGUCAUGACACUCUAGGAAGCGGUGACAUGCCGUUCAGCAACGAGUCGUUUAUCUCGGCCGACUGCACAGACACAGACUUCCUCAGCAUCCCAGUGGAUGAAUGCGAGAGAUUCCGUGAACUGCUGGAGCUGAAGUGCCAAGUCAAGUCUGCCAACCCGUACAGUCUAUAUUAUCAUAACAGUGCCUCGGAUAUAAGUAAGAGUGACCACGAGAGCGUUGACAGGGAGCUGGAGAUGCUGAAUGAGGAGCUGCGGAAUAUUGAGCUAGAGUGUCUGAAUAUCGUGAGAGCUCACAAAAUGCAACAGCUGAAAGAUCAAUACCGGGAGCCCUGGAUGCUCCAUAACAGCGGAUUCCGUAACUACAAUACAACCAUUGAUGCGCGCAGACACGAGCUCUCAGACAUUACAGAGCUCCCAGAGAAAUCUGACAAGGAUAGCUCGAGUGCAUACAACACAGGUGAGAGCUGUCGAAGCACACCGCUCACCCUGCAAAUUUCCCCUGAGAAUUCUCUGCACAGAACAGUAGAAGGCCUCAGCUGUCAAGGUAAUGAGGGGGCAGGGGCAUAUGUCUCCCAGAAGAAUCUGCUCCCUAGCUCAGAAAGUCACGAAGCCAGCUCUGCUAAAUAUCUCUCGUCCCCUAAAGAGACGGACCUUGGCAAGCAGCUGGAAAGCAAAGAGCGAAAAGCCAGUGAUGGAAGCAAAAGCCCAGCUCAAAAACUGGCUGGCUCCUACAUCUCUCCAUAUCAUCACUCUCCCUAUAAACACGCUCAUAUCCCAGCCCACGCUCAGCACUACCAGAGCUACAUGCAGCUGAUACAACAGAAGUCAGCUGUGGAAUAUGCACAGAGCCAGAUGAGUCUAGUGAGCAUGUGCAAAGACUUCAAUUCGUCAAGCCAAAGCGAGCCCCGGAUGGAAUGGAAAGUCAAGGUCAGGAGCGAUGGAACCCGCUACAUCACCAAGAGGCCAGUCAGGGACAGGCUACUGAGAGAACGUGCCAUAAAGAUUAAGGAAGAGCGCAGCGGGAUGACGACAGAUGACGACGCUAUAAGUGAGAUGAAAAUGGGCCGCUAUUGGAGCAAGGAGGAACGGAAGCAGCAUUUGGUGAAAGCGAAGGAACAGAGGCGGCGACGCGAGUUUAUGAUGCAGAGCAGGUUAGAUUGUUUAAAGGAACAGCAAGGGGUGGAAGAAAAGAAAGAGAUGAACAUCAUUGAACUGAGCCACAAAAAAAUGAUGAAGAAGAGGAAUAAAAAAAUCUUUGACAACUGGAUGACAAUCCAAGAACUCUUAACUCAUGGCACAAAGUCCCCCGAUGGCACAAGAGUGUACAAUUCUUUCCUGUCAGUAACUACUGUAUAAUCACCGUUGCUGAAUUAUGUACAUAAACUGCUACCUUUGGAGUAGAAAUUCCUGCCUCGUUCAAUGUGGCAAGUUUUUUUGUAUAUAAGAUACAGUCAUCAACUUUAUAAUUAAAAGUACUGAACUCUACAACUUUGGGUGCCAACAUUCUUUAUCGGAAAGUGGAGACAGAAACUGCCCAUCUCCUUUGAAGGCAAUAGUAACGUCUUUUUUUGGAAUACUGAUUGUACUUUUUUACUCAUUACCUUUUACAUGAAGUGUUUAAAUAUCAGAAAAUGUAUUUACAAUACUUAAGCCGAUAAUUUGUUUAAACUGUGUUCAUAUAAAAGGUUACACGUGCUUUUCUUUGCCUAAAAACCACAAAAGCAACCGCAAAUAUGUAUUUUUAUGAAAGCAUAUUUUGUGAUAUUUCUUUGCCGUGGUGCACUUCUGCACACACUGCUGUUUAUCAAUAUUUAGCUCAAGGUUAAUCGCAAAAGUAUUGAACUCCUGAUAGAGCCAUUCUCCUGUAAUAUUUAACAUUUAUCAUACCUGCAGGCUUUAGAGUUAUGAUCAGCAUUUAAACAUUUUUCUUUUUUAGAUAUCUAAAGGAAAUAUAUAGGUUUCAGCUGAAAGGCCUGAAGCAAAGUUACAUUAUAUUGGAGCUUUGAAGGAUUUUAAAGCAUGUUUGCAAGUGUUGCAACCUGUUGAAAGAAUGUGCAUGUACAGCUAAGUUGUUUACACAAAACAGUUUGUGUAAGUUGAAUUGCCCAUUGUAGUAACUGUUUUGCUUUGUAGAUUUGAAUGUACUGAAUUGUAAGAGCAGUUUCAUGAAAUCAUUAGUUAUAAACAUUAACAAGUAAAUAAAUUAUUGUUUUAUAUUUCA